This is a messenger RNA of Microcebus murinus (gray mouse lemur), 1950 nucleotides long. It is a transcript of the gene MRPS9, whose product is annotated as mitochondrial ribosomal protein S9. Gene Ontology annotation, biological process: translation. Gene Ontology annotation, molecular function: structural constituent of ribosome; RNA binding. Gene Ontology annotation, cellular component: mitochondrial small ribosomal subunit; ribosome. The record is from RefSeq and is a predicted model, not a curated record. NCBI's taxonomy places the organism in Eukaryota, Metazoa, Chordata, Mammalia, Primates, Cheirogaleidae.
CCGGCGCCCAUCAGCGCCUGCGCAGUCCCCAGGCCCCGCCUCCUCACCACUCUUGGCCGGGGUUUCCCGCUGCCAACAUGGCGGCUCCCUGUGUGUCCUGCGGCAGAGCAUUUUCCUACCGGCUCUUUCUCGCGGGUAGAGUUAGCCUCGCUCGGAGGCACGGCCUCUGGAAAACUGCGGCAUCUGAGUUGCAGAUAGGUACUGGAUCCCAGAUAUUAAGGCUAAGACACGUGGCAGUUGUAAACACAACAAAGAAAAAUGUUGGAGUCUCAAGACGUGAAACUUACUCAGAGGAUUUUAUUAAAAAGCAGAUUGAAGAGUUCAACUUAGGAAAGAGACAUUUAGCCAACAUGAUGGGAGAAGACCCAGAAACUUUUACCCAAGAGGAUAUUGAUAGAGCUAUUGCUUACCUUUUUCCGAGUGGCUUGUUUGAGAAACGAGCCAGGCCCAUAAUGAAGCAUCCUGAGCAGGUUUUUCCAAAACAAAGAGCAAUCCAGUGGGGAGAAGAUGGCCGUCCAUUUCAUUAUCUCUUCUAUACUGGCAAACAAUCAUAUUAUUCAUUAAUGCAUGACAUAUAUGAAAAGUUACUCAAACUAGAAAAACAUCAAAAUCAGUUGCAAGCCAAAGAUCUACUUCCAGAAAAAACUGAAACCAGAGACCUGAUUGGCAGCAGAUGGCUGAUUAAGGAGGAACUAGAAGAAAUGUUAGUGGAAAAACUGUCAGAUCAAGAUCAUAUGCAGUUCAUUCAGCUGCUGGAAAAGUUAUUGACAUUGCAGUGUGGUGCUGCUGAGGAAGAAUUUGUGCAGAGGUUUCGCAGAAGUGUAACUAUUCAAUCAAAAAAACAGCUGAUUGAACCUGUGCAGUAUGACGAGCAGGGAAUGGCCUUUAGCAGAAGUGAAGGUAAAAGAAAGACUGCAAAGGCAGAAGCCAUCGUUUAUGAACAUGGAAGUGGAAAAAUAAAAGUAAAUGGAAUUGAUUAUCUGCUUUACUUCCCGGUCUUACAGGACAGAGAACAGUUGAUGUUCCCUUUUCAAUUCCUUGACCGACUUGGAAAACACGAUGUGACCUGCACCGUCUCAGGGGGCGGGAGGUCGGCGCAGGCUGGAGCAAUACGCUUGGCGAUGGCAAAAGCCUUGUGCAGCUUCGUCACCGAGGACGAGGUUGAGUGGAUGAGACAAGCUGGACUACUGACUACCGAUCCCCGAGUCAGAGAACGGAAGAAGCCAGGCCAAGAGGGAGCCCGAAGAAAGUUUACCUGGAAGAAGCGCUGAGGCCUUUUUCACAGGAAGAGAGGAGGAGGAGCUGUAUGUGCGUGCCUGGCGUAUGGCUGACCCACUCGAGGGUGGCACUAUCAGAAAUUUUUUUUGAGUUGUGAGAAGACUUAUUAUUAAAUGCCGCUUUGUAAAGGUGACCAUUUAAAUUUUUUUAAAAAAUGUGUGCACAUGGAGGCAGAGUGUGGAAUGACGGACACUGGCGUGUGAGGGGGGUGGACGAUGGGAGGUUGCUGGGUGGGUACAAUGUGCACUGCUCCCGUGGUGGGUGCACUAAAGCCUCUGACUUCACCACAUGCAAUAUAUCCAUGUAGCAAAAUUGUACUUGUACCACAUACAUACAUUUUUUUUAAUGGAAAAAAAAUCAAAACUUUUUUUUUACUUUAUAAGCUCUUGGGCUAAAUCUGUAUAAAUGUGGUUUUUAUUUUCUAGAUACUCAAUGAAACUUGUAUCUCACUGCGUCAUAUCUGAGUGCAGACACCAAAGCACAAUUUAGAAGCCAAAAUAAAAAAGAAAGAAUGUUAGCUUUAUUCUGCUGCUUUGUUUUUUUAAACUUUUUCAGAAGAUAGUUUUAGGAACAUAAUUCAUACGUAGAACCUUGGCAUAUUAGACUUAAAAGGACGAUUCAGCAAAUUAUAGUUGAGUUACUGCAUUUUGCAGAUGAGAAAGCAACCCCAAA